Molecule: messenger RNA, 642 nt
Organism: Rubroshorea leprosula
Lineage: Eukaryota; Viridiplantae; Streptophyta; Magnoliopsida; Malvales; Dipterocarpaceae
Source: the annotation of a GenBank genome assembly
AGUUUCACAAAGCGAAGACUCAAGAUUUCAUCAUCUCCGACCACGGAAAUGGCCCCCAAACCAGAUCCCCAAUCCCUUAACGCCGGAAACCUGGCUGAUCCGGCGGUACAAUCCUCAAUAGAUCCACUGUUUCACAUCCUGAAGGUCCUUCCCUACUCCUUCCUCCGCCCGCCACGCCUCCGCUUGAAACUCCCAUCACUCACCCUUCCUUCUCCCAUGACCGUCUUCGGCCUUGUCCUGCUCACUUACUUCAUGGUGGUCUCCGGUUUCGUCUACGACGUUAUCGUCGAGCCCCCUGGCAUCGGCUCCACUCAGGACCCCGCCACCGGCUCCGUCCGCCCCGUCGUCUUCCUUCCCGGCCGCGUCAAUGGACAGUACAUUAUCGAAGGACUCUCGUCUGGUUUCAUGUUUGUGCUGGGUGGGAUUGGGAUUGUUCUCCUGGAAACAUGCAACUGUAGCCGACGAUUGAAGCCACACGCGGUGGUCGUGAAAGACAGAUCUGGAGAAAGAAAGAGACAGAAGACCUUAAUAGGGCUUUAAUUCCAGAUUUUUGGUGAUGCACUGCAGAGAUUCUGCAGCCAAAGUAGAUUGGGGUUAGAGAUGGAUGAUGAAGAGAAUUUACAGUAAAGAGAACAUGAGAUC